Messenger RNA from Cheilinus undulatus (humphead wrasse), 1731 nucleotides. RefSeq names its product otolin 1b (gene otol1b). The transcript has 5 exons. NCBI's taxonomy places the organism in Eukaryota, Metazoa, Chordata, Actinopteri, Labriformes, Labridae. The coding region runs from base 1 to 1731 and encodes 576 amino acids. The record is from RefSeq and is a predicted model, not a curated record. Gene Ontology annotation, molecular function: protein binding.
AUGCAGAGCAGCGUCCAAGCCUACCCCUCAAAAAAGGCUGGUUGUAGUGCCCAUGCCCCUGUCAUAGUACCCUCUUUGCUUGGCUUUGUCCCACGCAAGAUCCUUGGUAGCAAGUUGGAUGUUGGAGGAAUGCCUCCAGUAUCAAGUGACCCAUUGCCCCACGGCCUAUGCUCCUCACCUAGCCUGCAGCGAAGGGAGUGCUCCUGGCGGGCGCUAUAUCCCAUGUCACAAAAGCACCUUUCUACACAACAGGGAUCCCAGUCAACCAUGAGGAUAAUCUCUUGUCAGUUGACCCUUGUGGCUGUAGCUGUGGUUACACUCACUGUGGUGUCCUGCGUUGAUGCCAAGACUACACCCAAACCAAAGUACCAGUACACCAAGAAGCCGGUCCCGCAGGUCACCGUGCACAGCCCUGUGACCACCAGCAUGCCUAAGACUUUCAAGACGGUCCCCAGCCCAAAACCUGUGGAGCCCCAACCCCCACCUGCCACAGAGAAGACUGCCUAUCAGAAUCAUGCUUUUUCACUCUAUUACCCAGAGGGGAGUGAGACCCCUGGUGUUGGCCCAGAUAACUACACCCUGGAUUAUAACGAGUGCUACUUUAACUUCUGUGAGUGCUGUCCACCUGAACGAGGCCCCAGAGGGCCAAAAGGGGACAGAGGCCUGCCAGGACCACCAGGUGAGCAAGGGGUCCCGGGACCAGCUGGUUUACCAGGACCACAGGGAGUGAGUGGCCCUCCAGGGUUCAAAGGAGAAAAAGGUGAAAGGGGUGACAGAGGAAGUAGUGGGACAGGAGGGCCGCCAGGGAUACCAGGGAAACCAGGACAAAAAGGUGAUGUUGGCCCCAAAGGUGAGAAAGGAGAAAUAGGGUUGCAAGGACUCAAAGGUAGUAGUGGGGACAAAGGGGAACCUGGCCUGAAUGGGACUACUGGGGAGAAAGGAGAACCAGGUAAAGAGGGCCCAGCAGGAUCUCCAGGACUGGCUGUUGAGCCAGGUCCUAAGGGAGACAAGGGGGAUAAAGGGGAUUGCGGCUCAUUUGGGGAGAAAGGACCGAAAGGUGACCGAGGGGAUACAGGACCUCCAGGCAUCCCAGGGGCAAUGGGUAUCCCAGGAAUAAAUGGCAAGCAUGGUGCCCCAGGUCCUGUAGGGGUCCGAGGGGAUCCUGGACUUCCCGGUCCACAAGGAGAAGCAGGGGUUAGAGGACCUCAAGGACCAAUGGGAGUGAGAGGGAUGCCUGGGCCAAAGGGGGACAGAGGUUACCCUGGGAUGCGAGGUGAUCGAGGAAUCCGUGGAAUCAAAGGAGCAAAGGGAUCAUGGACCCCUCAGAAACGCUCUGCAUUCAGUGUAGGUAUUUCCCCAAGAAAGUCUUUCCCACCCUCUGGCUUCCCGAUUCGCUUUGACAAAGUCUUCUACAAUGAAGAGAACCAUUUCAACAUCACUUCCAACAGCUUUACAUGCGUCCAUGCGGGGGUGUAUGUCUUCUCCUUUCACAUUACUGUACGAAAUCAGCCACUUCGGGCAACGCUGGUUGUAAACGGAUCUCGGCGGGUAAGGACACGAGACUCUCUGUACGGCCAAGAUAUUGACCAGGCCUCCACUCUGGUGGUUCUGCGACUGGGGGUGGGUGACCAGGUGUGGAUGGAGACAUUCAGAGACUGGAAUGGGGUAUACGCCAGCAGUGAGGAUGACAGCAUCUUCUCUGGUUUCCUGCUUUAUUCAGACAAACCCUGA